UCCCUAUCUGGAAUUCGCUUCAUAACCUUCUACAAUUGGGAUUUUCAUCUUCUCAUAAAAAAAAAUCCGGUUUUUCUUCCCAAACAAGAUAAAUUUCAGCAAUAAGCAGAGGAGCUAGCUUUCAUUUUAGGGAAAAACGAAGAAAUGAGCGCUGUCAAUAUCACAGAUGUCACAGUUCUGGGUAAUCCGGCGCCGUUUUUGAACCCUCUCCAAUUUGAAAUCUCCUACGAAUGCUUGGUUCCCCUCAAAGAUGAUUUGGAAUGGAAGCUAACUUAUGUAGGAUCUGCUGAGGAUGAAACAUAUGACCAGCUACUAGAGAGUGCACUUGUUGGACCAAUUAAUGUUGGCAAGUAUCGAUUUGUUUUUGAGGCAGAUCCACCCGACCAAGCGAAAAUUCGUGAAGAGGAUAUUGUUGGUGUCACAGUAAUUCUGCUGACAUGUUCUUAUGUUGGACAAGAAUUUGUUCGAGUGGGAUAUUAUGUUAACAAUGACUAUGAUGAUGAGCAGCUAAGAGAGGAGCCACCUCAAAAGGUUUUGAUUGACAGGCUUCAAAGGAACAUUCUGGUCGACAAGCCCAGAGUUACAAAGUUUCCAAUAAAUUUUUAUCCCCAUAACGAUGAUAAUGGUGAACAGCCCCAGGAAUAUUCUACUGACACUGCUACAGGCAUUACUCAUGUGGAAGAACAAGUUUCAUCGCCUGAUCAUCACUCUGAGGUGCAACUUCCUUGAGUCCGAGCACUGAGAUUUUUGCUAGAUGUCUUCAGCAAAUGUUCAAGUUACAAAAAAUCUGGGCACAUUAGUUCUACCAUCUGAAUUUAUUGCAGGAAGAAAGCACCUGCAGUAGCUGUUCCAAGGAUUGCUAUCCAACUUGUCCUUCAUUAUUAUACUUUAAGGGUGUCCAGCGAAAUUGUUCAAUUCACCUGUCAAUUUGACAAUUUUUUUGUGGACUAUAAUGUCACAAUCUCCUUCAAGUGGGGAAUGAUGGUGGGUAUAAUCUAGCAUUUCCAUUCCCAUUAAAAAUC
Molecule: messenger RNA, 1022 nt
Organism: Coffea eugenioides
Lineage: Eukaryota; Viridiplantae; Streptophyta; Magnoliopsida; Gentianales; Rubiaceae
Product: histone chaperone ASF1B-like
Exons: 3
Coding region: 145-729 (194 amino acids)
Biological process (GO): DNA replication-dependent chromatin assembly
Cellular component (GO): nucleus
Molecular function (GO): histone binding
Source: RefSeq, a predicted model, not a curated record